UUGUAAUUAAUUAAGUAAAUUCGUUCAACUCUUUUAUCUCUUUUAACGACGAUUGUUUGUAUACAUAGUGUAAAUGCUCCGUUAGUUGUGUGUGAAUAUACUUUCUGCUUGAACUUUGAACUAUGUCGGGAUUUUUCGAUCAAAUUCAACACCUUUACGAUCAAGCUCUGUAUUCGAACGUUAUAUCUUUGGCAAAUUUAGUUUUGUCUCUCAGCGAUCACAACAACGAAAUCUUGCCAGCCUGCACAAAGUUUCUCGUUUACGUUUAUUGUGCAGAUUCACACUUUUAUCUGGGCAAAUUCAAAAGGGCGGAGUCACUUUACAAAAAAUCACUACAAGUACGAAAAUGUUUGUUAAAAUCCAAGGGCUCUUCCGCAAAAUUAAAUUUGGAAGGCCGAAAGGAGAUCGUAUCAGAUGUAGACAUAAAAUACCAAAUUUAUGCCUGCCUAAUGAAAUUGAAAAACCAUCAGGAGGCACUCCAAAUACUGCAAAGUAUUCCUGGUAAACUGAGAACUGCAAAGGUCAAUAUGGCUCUGGCAAGGAUGUUUCAAGAGCAGGGUAUGGAAAGAUCGGCUAUAGCAACGUACAAAGAAGUUUUAAGAGAGUGUCCUUUGGCACUUGAGGCUGCGGAAGGUUUACUUGCAUUGGGAGUGAAAGGCAUUGAAGUCAAUUCAAUAAUUAUGAGUUGUAAUUUAAAUUUAACCAGUUUUGAAUGGCUCAAUGCGUGGAUAAAGGCUCAUGCUCACAUAAAUAACAGAGAAUACAAUCACGCGGUGACUACUUUGCGAUCUUUGGACAGUAUUAAUUGUUUGAGAGACAAUUACAAUCUUUUAGUAAUCAUGGGAAAAUGUUACUAUUAUUCGGGAGAUUACAAAAAUGCCCUGAUGUGUCUGAGACGAGCAAGAGCGGUCGAGCCAGAUUCAACUAAAGGUCUUGACACAUAUGCAGCUGUGCUGCAUCGAACUCACCACACUGUAGAAUUGGAAAAACUGAUUCCAUUAAUAUCUACGAUGAGCGAGCGCUCAGCGGAGGCUUACACAGCACUGGCUUAUGCUUUGUUUGCCCUCCGUAAACUAAAUCGAGCCAACACUAUUGCUAACCAGGCUAUAAUUAUAUGCCCACGAAACGUCGAAGCAAUCAUUCUCAGAGGCAAUAUUCUCAUAGAACAAAAAAAAUACUCGGACGCAUUGAAUCAUUUUCGUCAAGCCAUGCAGUUAAAACCUUACCGAUACGAAGCUCACAAAGGAUUGGUCGAUUGUUUUGUGGGGAUGCAUCGCUUGAGAGAAGCUUCAAAUAUAGCUAGUGGCGCUCACAAACAACUUGGAUCCACAUCACGAGUUUUAACGUUGUAUGCUUCAGUCCUGAUGCGAGAUCCUGUUACUGUAGGAAAAGCAAAAAAUUUGCUUGAAAAAGCUCUGAGUCAAGAAGAUACUUACUUGCCCGCAGUCUAUUAUUUAGCAGAAAUUUACGAACAAGAAAUGAACUUGGAAGCUGCUAUAGAACUCCUCGAAAAGCAAGUUGACACACAACCGACGUGCAAAUUACAUCAAAUGCUUGGUGAUUUGUGGGCAAGGCUACACAACGCGGAAAAAGCUUUAGAUCAUUAUGCUAUUGCGUUAAAUAUUAACCCUAGCGACAGAAGAGUGUUGGAGGGCAUGCAUAGAUUGGAAGGAAAUUCCAAUACUAUAGAGUCUUCUUCGUAUUACAUGACUGUUGGUGAAGAGCAUACGGAUCCUUCGUAUGAAGUAGGCGAAGGUCUACCUGACACUGAUAAUGACGAUGCGGUAGAUGAAAGCGAAACGGAGGCUGUUUGGUCAGAUAUGGAUUUAGAAGCCAGUGGCCAAUAACCCGAUUGAAUUAAAAAAUCAAUUGAGUGUGCCUGUUGACAUUUAUUUUUAAUAUUUUUUAUUUUUUUCUUUGUAAAUAUGUGUAAUGAUUUUUGUUACAUUUUCUUGAGAACAUUCAAAUGAAUUUAGUUUAUAUUAUUCAAAUGAAUUUAAUUUAUAUUAAAAUAUGGUCUUUUACAAAAAGUCUGAUCUUUUUUUACAAUUGUAUACCUGUAUUUUUCUAUGAAUCGUAAUACAAUUUGAUUGAGUGUUAGUGUACAUCCUUCAAUUUUCUCUCUCUUUUCUUCCUUGUAUGCUAUAUCAAAAAUAAAUUGAAAUUUACUGAUUUAGCUUACUUUUUACAAAUACGUUGUAUGCAUGGAAUAACGAUGAUUUGUUGACUGUUCUGGUCGACUAAACGUAACGAUGAACCUAUCAAAAUUUAAAAUCAAACGUCAAAGUUAAAAUUAUAAAUACUCCAUUAUCUAAACAAGCAGUAUUAAAAUUGUGUGGUUUUAUGUAUUUUUGCGACAGCAUCUUGUAAACACUUACAAAUGAACACGUUCAUUGAAAGUGGGACAGCAGGCACUGCAAUUCGCUACUGAUUGAAGGAAAGUGUAAAUUAAAAAAUGUUUUCAUCACACAAUUUAAUGGAUUUUAUAUCAUCUUUAUUGUUUUUUUUUAGGCUCCUUCUUCACAACGAAAAACGAGUAAAAAGUUGAAAGCUGUUAUUCGUUAUUUUCAUGUUAUUCACCGAUCCUUUUCUAUUCCAAUUCGUAACUUGAUAAAAAUAUUUUUUAAGAGUUUUGAUAGCUUUUUAAGAUACCGAUUAAUUUUUUCCCGCGAAAAAAGGCUUUUUGUAAAAAAGAAGGCACCAUUGGAAGAUAUAAAAAAGUUAAAAAUCUAUCGAUUCACGCCUUUGAAAUUUGUGUUACCUAUUCAAAUGUAGGUAUUUCCCUUAAAGAAGUGCUCUGCAAGUGUCUGCUGAUGCGGACCCUCUUUCAAUAGGCACGUUCGAUGUACAAAAUUGUUUCACGGAGACAUCAAUUAACCCAUUGUUGACUACUUUUCAUUAUAAUCAACAACAGGAUCGAUGUUGUUUUUACGUAGGAAGAAAAAAAAAAAAAAAAAAAAAAAAAAA
Copidosoma floridanum is the source of this 2967-nucleotide messenger RNA. RefSeq names its product anaphase-promoting complex subunit 7 (gene APC7). Gene Ontology annotation, cellular component: anaphase-promoting complex. Lineage: Eukaryota; Metazoa; Arthropoda; Insecta; Hymenoptera; Encyrtidae. Gene Ontology annotation, molecular function: protein binding. Gene Ontology annotation, biological process: protein ubiquitination; cell division; positive regulation of mitotic metaphase/anaphase transition. The record is from RefSeq and is a predicted model, not a curated record.